Messenger RNA from Perkinsus marinus ATCC 50983, 246 nucleotides. RefSeq lists its product as hypothetical. Gene Ontology annotation, molecular function: protein binding. The transcript has 2 exons. Bases 1 to 246 code for a protein of 81 amino acids. The record is from RefSeq and is a predicted model, not a curated record. NCBI's taxonomy places the organism in Eukaryota, Perkinsozoa, Perkinsida, Perkinsidae.
AUGGUCGCUCGUCUCGUCGGUCGGCUCCACAGUCUGGGUGCUGAAUGCACUCAGCCUCUUCUGAGUUCUGGGGAUACUCCUCUUCACUUCGCGUGCAAGCACGGCUACCGGAAGACGGUUGAGCUGCUACUAUCUGCAGGAGCUACUUCCAAGGAGAACAAGGCUGGUGAACGUCCCGAGGAUGUCACUGACAACGUCACUAUUCUCGAACUUCUUCGGAAUGCUGCAUCCGCCACAGUUUCUUGA